AGGGCACUUAUCUCCCCUCGAAAACCCUAGAGUUUGAGAAAGGCGGAAACCCUAGUUCUGCAAUCGGAGCUUUUGCCGGCCUUUGCUCACUGGAUUCCGCAGCCAUGGCGACUGCAAGGACCGUUAAGGAUGUCUCUCCUCACGAGUUUGUCAAGGCCUAUGCCGCUCAUCUCAAGCGAUCCGGAAAGGUUGAACUUCCGCCAUGGACAGAUAUAGUCAAAACUGCGAGAUUCAAAGAACUCGCCCCAUAUGAUCCUGAUUGGUAUUACGUGAGAGCUGCAUCCAUGGCAAGGAAGAUCUACUUGAGAGGAGGUCUUGGUGUUGGGGCAUUUAAGCGAAUUUAUGGUGGAAGCAAGAGGAAUGGAAGUCGCCCUCCACACUUUUGUGAAAGCAGUGGUGCCAUCGCCCGGCACAUUCUACAACAGUUGCAGGAGAUGAACAUUGUUGAUGUGGACCCAAAGGGUGGAAGGAGAAUUACAUCAAGCGGGCGACGAGAUCUCGAUCAAGUUGCUGGCAGAAUUGUUGUUGCCCCUUAGAUCGAUCAAUUACCUGUUUUGUUAACUCGAGACUUAUAUUUUGCUGAUGAGAUAUAAUUUCUUAUGUUUUGCGCCAUUAAAGUUUUAGAUUUAGCCGUUGAAAGAUUUUCCAGAUGAAGAUGGUUGCUCAUGUUUUAUCUCGAGUUUUGAAUUGUCUGUCAUUUGCUCUUCCGUUCAUUA
This is a messenger RNA of Cucurbita moschata (crookneck pumpkin), 716 nucleotides long. Its product is annotated as 40S ribosomal protein S19-3-like. NCBI's taxonomy places the organism in Eukaryota, Viridiplantae, Streptophyta, Magnoliopsida, Cucurbitales, Cucurbitaceae. Gene Ontology annotation, biological process: ribosomal small subunit assembly; translation. The transcript has 4 exons. The coding region runs from base 105 to 536 and encodes 143 amino acids. Gene Ontology annotation, cellular component: ribosome; cytosolic small ribosomal subunit. Gene Ontology annotation, molecular function: RNA binding; structural constituent of ribosome. The record is from RefSeq and is a predicted model, not a curated record.